This is a messenger RNA of Erigeron canadensis, 964 nucleotides long. RefSeq names its product dof zinc finger protein DOF1.5-like. The record is from RefSeq and is a predicted model, not a curated record. The coding region runs from base 198 to 749 and encodes 183 amino acids. NCBI's taxonomy places the organism in Eukaryota, Viridiplantae, Streptophyta, Magnoliopsida, Asterales, Asteraceae. Gene Ontology annotation, molecular function: DNA-binding transcription factor activity; DNA binding. Gene Ontology annotation, biological process: regulation of DNA-templated transcription. The transcript has a single exon.
UUCUUCGUUCACAUAACAAAAAAAAAAAAAAAAUGAGAUCUUUCUAAAACAUCCAAUCAUCAAAAACUCUUCUAUCAAAAUUUAACGAUAAAUUUUGUACACGUUAUAUAUAGUUAAACAUCCAAUCAUCAAAAACUCUUCUAUCAUAUAUAUAGUUAAAUUGUUGUACACGCUCUCUAUAUCAAAAUUUAUUUAUUAUGGCAGAUGUACAUAAAGGUCAUGAUUCGACGGGUAUCAAGCUAUUUGGAAAGAUGAUCAACGUACAAACGAUGCGAGAAUUAAAAGAAGAGCCCGUAAACAAAUCAGAAGUACUGAAUGAUAACGAUAACGAAAAUGAUAAUAAUGAUGAUGAGGAUCAAAGUAGCCUAGUUAAUAAAAGGCCAGACAAGAUCAUACCAUGUCCUAGGUGCAAAAGUAUGGAGACUAAAUUUUGUUACUUCAACAAUUACAACGUUAAUCAACCAAGACAUUUUUGUAAAGGGUGUCAAAGGUAUUGGACAGCUGGUGGGGCACUUCGAAACGUGCCCGUUGGAGCUGGUCGUAGGAAGGCUAAACCGCCAUGCGGAUUAUUACAUGGCGGUUUAGAAGACAGUUUUUCAGAUGUUUCAUUUUUGGGUGAUAGUAUUACUUCUUCAAAUAGUGGUAUUCAUUUCAAUAAUGAGAUGGUGGAAUGGGCUAUGGCGACACAUCGCGGUUUUGAACAUCUUUUUCCGGCUAAACGUCGGAGGAACUCGACCGGUGACUCUUAGUUGAGACUAUAGCGUAUGUAUUUAUAUUAUAAAUUAAGUAAUUAAUCUCUGUGAAUAUCUAGGACUAGCUUCUUUUUUUUUUUUUUUUUUUUAAAUUCUUGUAGUAAUUAUUGGUUAUUAAGAAAUAACUAGCAUGUUGUUUGGAUUCAGCGGGGUGAAUAUUUUUAAUCGUUAAUAUUAAUUGGUUGUAAUUAAAAACUUAAUGGUAUGUGAUA